GAUUUAAUGUAGCAAGAGAUAUGGAUAGAUUGUAGCUGUCCUGCUAUAAAAAUUCUGUAACUCCUUCUGUUGUAAAGUGACAGCCCUGGCAGGGUUAGGGUUAACCGUAGGCGGGGCUUGUAGUGUGAACGGGCUGGUGUUCCCCCGCCUUCUCUAGGAAGUAGUGCACAACAUGUCGCCGUGUAGCAGAGCUGUGUCUGUGCUGUGGCUGGGUGCUGUCGUUUUCAUCUGUGCAGAUGGAGACCCUGAAGUGCGGCGGACCACUCCUCAGCACAAGCCGGUGCGGCUCUUCACCGAUGAGGACCUGGCCAGGUACAACGGGGAACAGGAGGAUCAGCCCAUAUAUAUGGCAGUGAAGGGAGCAGUCUUUGAUGUUUCGGCUGGAAAAGAGUUCUAUGGAAAGGGGGCCCCCUAUAAUGCACUAGCAGGAAAGGAUUCUACUCGUGCUGUUGCCAAGAUGUCUUUGGAACCAGAGGAUCUAAUUUCCGACACGACUGGCCUGACCGAGGAGCAGCUGAAGUCUCUGGAUGACAUAUUUGAGAACGUGUAUAAGAAAAAGUACCCAAUCAUCGGGUACACCGCCCAGCGCAUCCUGAACGAAGACGGCAGCCCCAACCCAGGCUUCAAGCCCGAGGAUCAACCGCACUUCAAGAUUAAAGAUGAAUUUUAAAGAUAUGCAUGUUACAAAAUUGGGGAAAAAAUGCCAUUAAAAAGACAUGCGGAAAAAAACAACAACAAAAAAACACUAAUGAAAAUGUUUCGGCAUAGAUACAUUUUUUCAGCUUUCUUUAUAUAUAUAAAACAAACACUGGCUGGUCUUUUUUUUCUUUUCCAGAAACAGCGCCACUGUUGUCCAUGGUCGGUGUAGGGAAUUGCAGUGUUUUGAAUACUGCCUGUGGACAAGUAUGGUGCUAUUUUGUAAAAGAAGCAGACCUUUUUAUUUUUUAUAAUUUUUUUUCUAAAUUUAGGAUAGUUUCUUCAGGGGUUUCUCUAGUGCAAAACACAGAAGAAUAUUGUAGUAGUAGCGGCAACAAUCAUGCUGAAAAUGCGUAUUCUUUAUUAGUAACAUGCCACAUUCUUAACGCUUUUAAUGCGGUAUGGCACUUUAAAUUUAGGAAGAGCUUCCACCGCCGAAAAAAUAAUCUCGGUAAUUCUUUCGACGGAAUACCUUGCUGUCUAUUGACACGACAAUAGCCUUAUAGGGCUACUCGCUCCAACUCUGCAUUUGUUGGUUGGACACUCCCAUUAUUGGAAGGGUAAAUAGAGGAGGAGCGUACGUACUAAGAAGGCCCCAAAAACAUUGGGGAAACUGUUUACUUUUAGGGUACGUUCACAUGGGCGGAUUGCCGAUGGAAUUUGCAGUGGAUUUUACUACCAUUAACUUCAAUGGGUCAGCAGAAAAUCUGCAAUAGAGGGAGAUUUGCAAAUUUUCCUUCGGACCCAUUGAAGUCAAUGGUAGCAAAAUCCGCUGUGGAUUUUCCGCAGCAAACACGCUGCGGAAAUUCCGCAGGUAAUCCUCUUGUGUGAACGUACCCUGUGGGUGUGUUAGUCGUGUAUAUAAAGGGUUUCCCAACCAGUGUGCCUCCAGCUUUUGAAAAACCUCAACAACCAGCAUGCCUGGACAGCCUUUGGCUAAAUCAUAUACCUCAUUAUGUAAGUACCGUAGUUGUUUUCCAGCCAGGGUUCUUCCACCUGCUGCAAAACUACAACUCCCAGAAUGCCCGGACAGCCAAAGGCUGUCCAGGCAUGCCUGGAGUUGUAGUUUUGCAACAGCUGAAGGCACCUUGGUUGGGAAACACUGAUGUAAGUAUAGAAUAUUUUCAUAGCUGUAGUCAGUUUGGUAUGACCACUUUUUUUUACAGAAAACUUUUUCUUCUUUACGUAUAUGGGUUUUGUCAUUUUUGGUGAUGGUAAAAGGAAUUUAUUUGGGGUAUUAAAAUAAUAUUUGGGCACAUGUAUAAAUAUACACGUGCGUAACAGGUAUGUGCUUGGUACCAACCAAACGGCGUACUAGAUUUACAAAACUGGUGGUUUGUCCAUGAUAUAGAUAUCACAAGAGAGGAAACGCCUUAUAGGCCCCUGAUAUAUAGCUUUAAACUUUACCUAUAACCUAAAAUUCUGUUCCAGAUAAUUUUUUAGUGGUCUUAGCUCUUUUGUUCCAAAAAUCUUCCUUCCCUGCACACAGUCAUCAUGUUAAAGGGGUUAUCCAGGGAAAAGACUUUAUAUUUGUGUGAUAUAUAUGUAUAUACUGGCUCCAGAAAGUUAAACAGAUUUGUAAAUUACUUCUAUUAAAAAAUCUUAUUCCUUUCAGUACUUAUGAGCUGCUGAAGUUGAGUUGUUCUUUUCUGUCUAAGUGCUCUCUGAUGACACCUGUCUCAGCAACUGUCCAGAGUAGAAGCAAAUCCCCAUAGCAAACCUCUUCUACUCUGUGCAGUUCCCGAGACAAGCAGAGAUGUCAGCAGAGAGCACCGUUGCCAGACAGAAAAGAACAACUCAACUUCAGCAGCUGAUAAUUAUUGGAAGGAUUAAGAUUUUUUAAUAGAAGUAAUUGACAAAUCUGUUUAACUUUCUGGAGCCAGUUGCUAUAAAAUUAUUAUUAUUAUUUUUUCCUGGAAUGCCCCUUUUAAAUAAUAACAUUCUGACUGCCUGCAGCCACCACUAGGGGGAGCUUAAGAGUUAGCCGUAGACAGGAUUAUUAUUGAGUUUUAAUGAGAGCUGGAUACAUUUGUCUGCUGUAAGCUUGCCCCUUAUUGGUGGCAAUUAGCCACAAAGACCAGUGGUCUCCAAACUGCGGACCUCCAGCUGUUGCAAAACUACAACUCCCAGCAUGCUGGGAGUUGUAGUUUUGCAAGAGCUAGAGGUCCACAGUUCGGAGGCCUAGGACAUAGACUAAAAAUACAUACACUUAUUACCGUAUUUAUUAAAUUUUUUUCUGAUCACAAAUCAUCUUUCUAUAUUCGCCAAGGAUAACAUUUUUCUUUGAUGACUCAAAAGAAAAUAAAGACACAAUAUUAGUCAAAAAAAAAGAAUACAACUUGAAUUUCUUUUCUUUUUUUUUUUUUUCUUUUUUCUUUUAUUUAUCCACCUCCAAGGUGUAUAUUAUUGUGCAACCCCCUCCCAGAGAACCAUGAAUCCCUGGGAUAAACAUGUAUCUAUCUGUAGAUAAUAAUAAAAAGGAAAAAAAUAUUAGAGCAGAAUAUGUGGUCUUUUUCUGCCAAGAAUCUUCUAUGUUUCAUUAAAAUAUUAU
This is a messenger RNA of Hyla sarda, 3247 nucleotides long. RefSeq names its product neudesin neurotrophic factor (gene NENF). The record is from RefSeq and is a predicted model, not a curated record. Gene Ontology annotation, cellular component: endomembrane system; membrane. The transcript has 4 exons. Bases 173 to 670 code for a protein of 165 amino acids. NCBI's taxonomy places the organism in Eukaryota, Metazoa, Chordata, Amphibia, Anura, Hylidae.